AGCCGCAGGAAGUCAAGAGGAGGGCGCAGAUAGUAACACUCAAAGUACAAACAACGAGGAGAUGACUUCUGUAGCAGUGGUCUGAACCAGCCGAAUCUCACACGGUCUAAUGAGACGUUAGAGAAGGAGACGUGCGUCGGAAUUUCAGCUACCCCCUGAGGGGGGUGGGGGGUGUUUGCUUUACCUGGCCAGCCUGAGACGCAGAGCUGAUGGAGAGAUGCUGGGCUGAGUGCGGUUCCACUCUAGAGCGCUGUUGAACAGAGAGCUUCAUUCAGCUCAUAGACUCUGCUGAAGGGGAGCGGUCUCUUUCAGCGACCUGUGUGAUUCCUGUCUGCUUUUAGGCGUAAUUCGAGGGCUAUUUUAGACGCAACAAACCGUGCGGUUUGUUAAGAAGAGAGACCGAAACCAUCUGUGAUUUUUCAUUGUGAGUCUCUUGGACGCAGCAUGGGGAUGUAACUGGGUUCAACAUGCAUCUGGAAGUGGCGUGAGGUUACCACAGCCCGAGAAGAGCAAACUGCUGGGGCGUGUGGUUAAUUGAAAUCGAUCCGGUGGUCUUUUUUUUUUUUUUUUGGAUGUGAAGCUGUAGCAGAGGUUCUUUCUCCUCUCCUCUCCUCCUCCCCAUUCCUCUCACCUCCAACAUGACUUCACUGUCGGGGACUAAGGAGAGGUCUGUGAGCAGCCGGAGCAGAAAAUAUGGGGUCCCUGACACAUCGCCGACCAAAUCUUCCUCCUUCUUCCCGGACACAUGGUACCGAAAGGCCUAUGAUGAGACCACCCGCUCCGGCACACGCCCCGCCCCAGAGGGUGCUGGCUCCAUGCCCAGCUCCACGGGAACACCAUCCCCAGGCUCAGGAAUCUCCUCACCAGGAUCCUUCUCUGGGUCACCUGGGACCAUCUCCCCAGGCAUUGGGACAGGAUCACCCGGUUCCCUAGGUGGCUCCCCAGGUUUUGGGACAGGAUCGCCGGCCUCAGGCAGUGGUAGUUCGCCCGGAAGUGAAAGAGGGAUAUGGUGUGAGAACUGCAAUGCAAGGCUGACAGAGCUGAAACGACAGGCACUAAAACUGCUCAUCCCUGGACCUUAUUCCAGCAAGGAUCCCUCAUUCUCGCUCCUUCUCCACGAUAAACUUCAGGUGCCCAACAGUUCUCGCCGGGCGUGGAACGAGCGUGACAGUCGAUGCGAUGUUUGCGCCACCCACCUUACUCAGCUCAAACAGGAAGCUGUGCGGAUGGUUCUGACUCUCGACCAAUGGGAUUUAUCUCCAGCCUCUUCCCCUCCAGCCCUGAGUGGACGAUAUGGGUCUCAAGCACCUCCGGGUCCAUCAUCAGGAGCACCAGGAGGGCCUCUGUCACGUGAAUGGCCUCCCUUUCUCCCUUCCUCUUCCUCCCCCUCAGCUGCUGCUGCUGCUGCUUCUCAGCCUGCCCACACAUCCUCUCAAUCCCCUUCUCCGGUUCCCAGCCAGACCCCAACACCAAGCCCUAGCCAUGGAUCAUGCAGUCCGCAAUCUCAAGGUGCAGGGCAUAGACUGGGGUCCAAGCCCAGCUCUCUGGGCCUCGGAGGUGGAGUGGACAGAAGAAACGGGUCCCCUAGUUCAGGAAAGACAUCUGGUGGGCAGCAGCAGGCAGUGACUGGAGUAAACAGCCCUGGAAAUAAUGGGGGUAGCAGCAGUAAUAAUGGGACUGGAGCAGUACUGAGCACGGCAGCUCUGCAGGCACAUCAGCACCUGAACAGAACGAAUGGAGGAGUCACACUCUAUCCAUAUCAGAUCUCCCAGAUGAUCUCAGAAGUCUCCAGAGAGGGAAUUACCGAAGCUGCCCUGAACCGCUACAACACACACUCGCCCUCACACACAAAUUCAUCAUCACAUACAAACUCUCCCUCUCACACUCCAGCUGCAACCACCACAGCAGCGACUGCCACCUCCGCCGCUGCCUCUUUCUUUGCCAGAGCUGCUCAGAAGUUGAGCUUAGCGUCCAAAAAGAAGAAGCAGAAGACGGCUGCGCUCACAGCUACAGUGACAUCAUCGCCAUCGUGUGACCCACCCCUAUUCCCCACCAAUUUUAGCUCCACCUUGUUGAUGGCUCCUCCCCCAGCUCCACCUUGUCUCCUCCGUGCAGCAAACAAGAUCAAAGAUACUCCUGGACUUGGAAAGGUGAAAGUGAUGGUGAGAGUUUGCCCGGUGUCUCAGUCUGAUGCAGCCGAGUCCAGUUCCUUUCUCAAAGUGGAUCCCAGGAAGAAACAAAUCACCAUCAUGGACCCAUCAGCAAAUCAGACGCAAAGUGCUGCCUCUCAGAAAAGGGCCGGAGCCAAUCAGGUCCCACCAAAGAUGUUCACUUUUGAUGCAGCGUUCCCUCCUGAUGCAUCACAGGCGGAAGUGUGUGCAGGAACAGUUGCCGAGGUUAUUCAGUCGGUGGUGAACGGAGCAGAUGGCUGUGUCUUCUGCUUUGGACACUCUAAACUGGGUAAAUCUUACACGAUGAUCGGCCGCGAUGACUCUCUUCAGACUCUGGGUAUAAUCCCCUGUGCCAUUUCCUGGUUGUUUAAGCUCAUCAAUGAGCGAAAAGAGAAAACUGGUGCACGCUUCUCCGUCCGUGUCUCUGCAGUUGAGGUUUGGGGAAAAGAGGAGAACCUUAAGGACUUGUUAUCUGAAGUGGCUACAGGCAGCUUACAGGAUGGGCAGUCACCUGGGGUCUACCUGUGUGAGGACCCCAUUUGUGGCAUGCAGCUGCAGAACCAGUCUGAGCUCCGUGCUCCAACACCAGAAAAGGCAGCCUGGUUCCUGGAUGCAGCCAUAGCAGCUCGCCAUAGUAGCCAACGCUCCAACACCACUGAAGAAGAGCACAGGAAUUCACAUAUGCUCUUUACAUUACACAUAUAUCAGUAUCGCAUGGAAAAGACGGGAAAAGGAGGAAUGUCAGGAGGUCGCAGUCGCCUCCACCUGCUGGACCUGGGCAGCUGUGAUGUUAAAGUACUCGGAGGAGGAGGAGGAGGUGGUGGGAAAAGCAGGGAGAACUCUUCACCCAGCUCGGCUCCUCUGUGCCUUUCGCUGUCUGCACUCGGCAAUGUGAUUCUGGCCCUGGUCAAUGGAAGCAAACACAUCCCAUAUAAGGACAGCAAGCUGACCAUGUUGCUAAGGGAGUCGCUAGGCAACAUGAACUGCCGGACCACCAUGAUUGCUCACAUCUCUGCCUCACCUAGAGAUUUCUCAGAAACCCUCUCCACUAUUCAGAUUGCUUCCCGGGUGCUCCGCAUGAAAAAGAAGAAAACUAAAGUCACAGUGCAAUACACAUCCAGCUCCUCUGGGGGAGAAAGCUCCUGUGAGGAGGGUCGCAUGCGUCGUCCGACCCACCUGCGACCUUUCCAUCACCGCGGUGACACUGACUCUGACCUUCCGCUGCUGCGACUCUCCAGUGACCCCGACGAAUACUCCAGCAGCGAGCAGUCAUGUGACACAGUCAUCUACGUGGGUCCGAAUGGAGCAGCUGUGUCAGACAGAGAGCUAACGGACAAUGAGGGACCACCAGAAUUUGUACCAAUUAUUCCUGCGUUGCUUCGAGGUAAAACUUCAGAGCAAAGCCAAAAUCAGGCAGCAGGAGCACAGAACAAGGUGCAGUCUCAGCCAGACGAGCAGCCCAGUGGCCCCUCACAACCUUUGUCUCAAGCCUCUCAGUCUCUACUUGGUCAGCCGCUGGCUCCUGUCCCAGAGGAAGGAGCUGAAUGCCUGAAGUGCAACACCUUUGCUGAGCUGCAGGAGAGAUUGGACUGCAUCGAUGGCAGCGAGGAGGUGGCCAAGUUUCCCUUUGAAGAGGCUCCAGCUAUCAAACAAGGGGUCAAACAAGAGGCAUGUCCAUCUUCAUCUGUUCCAGCUGCUGCUCCUGCUCCAGCCCCUCCAGCUGUGUUGGAUACAGAAGCCAAAACAGGACCUGCGUGUGAUGUAGGAGGUGCUGUGCAGGUGUCCAGGAGGAGGACCAAUGACCAGCAGCUGCAGGAGAUCAAGGAGGUGGUGGAGGAGGCUGAGCUGGCCCAGACAAUGAUCCACAGCUUGACUCAGAGUUCUGGCUGCCCAACAGUUACAAGUACCAGAAGCAUUACAGGAAGCAGCAGCAUCACCUCUAACCCACUGCACAGAGCCAAGAACUCCCACCUACAUGACAGUCGUGAGAGUCUGAAUGUGGUGGGCAGCAAUUGUGAGGGGAAGUCACGACCUCUAGGAUCACCACGUCUUGGAAUUGCCAGCCUGACCAAAACCUCAGAGUACAGGCCUCCAUCAUCCCCAUCCCAGCGGUGCAAAGUGUAUACCCAAAAGGGUGUCAUUCCAGCAAUGCAGCCUGUAUCCUCAAACACUCAGGAAGGCCAGGCCCUGGAUGCUUUGACCUCAGACAACAGCUUGGCUGCAGACAGUGGUCGUUCCUCCACAGAGUCCCUGCUGUCCAGGAGUUCUCCUGCAGGGAUGAGCCCACAAGUCCGUGAGACGACUCCAUCGUUAUCUGCCAGCCUGGGCUCAGCUGAGACGCUCUGCGAUGAUGAUGUACCACCAAUACCUUUGGAUAGCAAGGAUGGAGUCUCAGGUUCAGCAGCAUCUGCAGUAAUACUUGGACCUCCUGUACUUGGUGAUGAUGAACUGGUGUACACUGUGGUUACUGGAGAUGGAGUCGUGGAGGAUCACAUGCUUGUAGGUCCUGCAACAUCUUCGGGGCUUUCAGAUGUUGUUGCCAUGGCAGAGGUGGCAAUGGCCAAGCUGCGGACAGAAGGUGAAUCCUUAGCCACAGGAAUGUCAAACUGUGGUUCACCCAUCUCUUCCUGGGUGAGUGAUCUGAGUAUGGGCAGCGAAGCUGAUCAGUCUCUUCAUAGCUUCAGCCAGUCCCAGAGCCAGCAAGGGGAGGCACUGGCUGAUCCUGAUCCCAACUUUGGAAUCGAGACGCUGGGUGGUUAUGAAAAUGGUGGUACCCCAAGAAGAGGGAGUCUGGAAGGGGAAAUGGUACUGUCAGAGAACCAGAGUGAUAAGGGUACUCCAACUAAAGAAAGGCUGAGAAAACUGCCUCCUUCUAUGGCUAAAACUAACAUCCAAAUUCUGGCAGGACCUGGCAACAUGUCUCCUUUUAAGACCAACAUCCUUGUUCACCCAUGUGCAGCUGUCAAACCCAUGGUCGUCCAGGAAGCCACCAUCCUCUCCUCACCUACAAAGGCCAACUUUAUGAAAGAUCCAGUCAAAACCAAUGCAGCAUUUAUAGCAUCUAUUUCAAGUGAGAUGAGCUUUGAAGACCCCUGGCUGAAACGUGGUACAGAAGAAGGAAAGUCCAAGGAACUAGUGUGUGAAGGGAAACUGGAGAAGAGGGAGGCAGAGCAUUCGAAGGGCCACUCAGUAGAUAAGGCAAAUGGUGGGGGUGGUGAUCAUGGCAGUUCAAGUUCAGGUGGUGAGGUGGUGUCAUCGCCAGACUCUUUUAAGCGAGUGGUGGAUGGUUGUGAGAUGGUGGCUGUUGUUGCCCAAGGUGAAUGCUUGACUAGUGUUUAUAACCCAGAUAUCCACCGUACAGCUAGUCUACCACGCGGAUGGCACCGAGUCAACCGCCAUGACGGCUUAGACAAUGGAAGCGAGUACCAUAAUCUUGGAGUCACCACUUCAACUCCUUGUAGUCCCCGUGCCACACUUGAUCGCUGGGGAUCCAAUGGAAAGCAGGGCUUUUUCUCUCAUAAAAAAGGGGGAAUCCCACCGCUGCCGCCUGUACGAAAGUCCAGUCUAGACCAGCGGAACAGGGCAGCCAGCCCUCUCCAGCAAACCACACAUGGAGUCUCAUCGCAGGGGAACUCGGCAGAUGAUGCAGGGGUAUCUGGCUGUGGCCCUGCAGGAGUAACUCGACAGCGAGGCUCCAGCAUAGACAGUAGUAGGCUUUUCAGUGCCAAGUUGGAGCAGCUUGCCAACAGAACCAACUCUCUGGGCCGAGUCCACAGCUCACACAGUGGUUCCCAUCAUUAUGACUGCUUUUCCUUGGAGAGAGGUGAGAGUCUUAGAGGGGGAGGAGGAGUGAAGGGAGACAGUACCAUGCCUCGCACUGGACGCAGCCUCAACCGUGCUGGAUCACUAUCUUCUUCUUCUGGAAACACCAGCAGCCUUUUCAGUGGCAGUACCAGUCCAAACAGCGCUCCACAGUCACCAUCUAAGACCAGCAGCCAGUCAAAGAUAUCAGCAGUUAGUAAGCUGCUGAUGACCAGCAGUCCCAAGGCCAGGAGUCUGUCUGCCUCCAGCACCAAGACUCUGAGCUUCUCUACUAAGUCUUUAAGCCAAAGCUCCAGCCGGAGCUCCAGCCUUCCUCCUAAUGGAAAGCCCCAGAGUUCAGUCCCGGCCCCUGUGCAGCAGCAGGGACCUGCCCCUGGGUCCUGGUCUACCCAGUCUCUGAGUCGAAGUCGAGGGGGAAGUCUGGCUGCUAAGCUUCCUCUCCGAGCUGUCAACGGUCGAAUCUCAGAGCUACUCCAGGGGAGUGCUGGCUCCCGUUCCAGGAGUCACGUUCAGGGAGGAGGCACAGAUCCAACAGAGGAAAGAGGGACGAGUGGAGGAGGAGGUGGAGCAGGAGGCGGUGGGGGAGAUAGCCUGGGAGAGGAGAGGGCAGCAGUGGUACAAACACUGCCUUCUCCCUACAGCAAGAUUACAGCUCCCAGAAAACCACACCGCUGCAGUAGCGGCCAUGCUAGUGACAACAGCAGUGUGUUGAGUGGUGAGCUCCCUCCGGCAAUGGGGAAGACGGCUUUGUUUUACCACAGUGGAGGCAGCAGUGGGUAUGAGAGCAUGCUGAGAGACAGCAGUGAGAACACAGGAAGUACCUCCUCUGCUCAGGACUCCCUCAGUGAGCACAGCUCAGCCACCACCUCCUCUCGACGGAGCUCCAGAAGCAGCAAGAAGAGCAGGAGCAACACAGGUCUCCAGCGUCGACGUCUGAUCCCAGCACUAACCUUGGACUCCUCUUCAUCAUCGCCUUCUCACCGUUCCUCCAAACAAGCCAUCACUUCCUCUUCUUCCUCCUCCUCCAGCCCUGGUGCAUGCUGGGUCGACGGGCCACUUGGGCCACCUGCACCCUCAAACCUCCGGGCAGUGACCGCAACAACAGAAACCUUUGAGAUCAAGGUGUACGAGAUAGAUGAUGUUGAACGGCUGCAGAAAAGGAAGGACAAAGGAGGGAGCAAGGAGGUGGUGUAUGUCAGUGCCAAGCUUCGUCUGUUGGAGCACCGCCAGCAGCGAAUCAGUGAAGUCAGAGCCAAGUACCAGUGUCUCAAGAAAGAACUGGAACAAACCAAACAGUACUUGAUGCUGGAGCCACACAAGUGGACCACUGAGUUUGAGCUGCAGCAGGCCUAUGAAGUGGACUCAUUGGAGUAUUUGGAGGCUCUGGAAACAGUGACAGACAAACUGGAGACCAGAGUCAACUUUUGCAAAGCCCAUCUUAUGAUGAUCACCUGCUUUGAUGUGUCCUCAAGGCAUCAGUAGACAGAUGGCGGGACAGAGAAGUGGACUCAACGAUGUCAAUGUCUAGACCAUUCCCCCUGACUAAUCAAACACAUUUAGAAAAUCUUUAACUACAGCUCGACAGUUGGAGGGAUGAACACAGGAAUAGACUGACCGCAUGAUCCUGCAUAUUAUUCCGGCGUCUUGUCCAGAUGUGAGUAAGCAGAAGGCCAGGUGGCCGGGAAAAUCAGAAGAAGAUUUAUGGAGAUAAAUUAACAGAAAAACAGAGAAAAGAUUUGUAGAUUUGUUUGCUGGGGCUUGGAAACAACCUCAGAAACUAUCUAAUGGAUGGGCUACUUUCAAUCAGAGAAAAUAUGGCUGCCCAAAUAGUGUAUGAGAGUCUAAAAGACAUGUCAAACCAAGUAACCAGAGAACAAAAUAAUUGGACCGCAGUGACACGCAGUGAGUCAAACUUUCAAAGAAUGUACCGAGAGCAAAACAAGGCUAUAGCUGAACAAAAACUUCCAUUUUUUAAGAAGGAGAAAGCUGAAGUUGAGGUGCAAGAGAAGAAUAAUUUCACAUCUAACACAUUUUGGAAGAACAUUUUUUACAUGGUUAAAAGCCUUUGGCUGUAAAUACAGAGUGCUGACUACAGAAUGGCCUGGUAUUGUUGUGCAGCAAAUAAAAGAGACUAACUGAGAGAGAAUGACAAGAGGACGAAGGAAAAGAUUUAGAAGUGCCUUGUGAACAUUUCAACAAUACCAAGACCAAGUCUCCUUCUCUCUAACUUUGUGUACAAGUAAGUAUGGUGCUAGUAUAGAAACAUCCAGAAAAGAUCAGUGUCCUUGGAAGCAGUUUUCAUUUUCUUUUCUAAAUGUGAUGUUUUACUGUGGGUCAGUGUUUCACUAUAUGAUAAACAAACUAAUAAUGUGUGUUUCAAUGUAUGGUCUUUGGUACAUUGAUUAGAGAUCAGAGAAACAAAGUUAAAGUGGACCUGUUAUGCUCUUUAUUUUUACUCUCGGACUCCACAGGAGCCGCUUUGCAUGAGUAACAAAUCAAAAUAAUCCUUAUUUAUUUUAUAAUAAUGUAUACUUUAUUGAUCCCCGUGGGGAAAUUACUUGUUUUUCUCUGCAUUUGACCCAUUCACUCAGUGAAGCAGUGGGCAGCCACUAAGCAGGCGCCCGGGGAGCAGUGUGUAGGGACGGUACCUUGCUCAGGGCUACCUCAGGGUAGCCGUUCAGUGGAUUCGAACCCCCGACCUUCCGAUCAUGGGGCAACCACUCUACCUACUGAGCUAUCCCUGCCCAUACUUCACUGGGCCUCAGUGAAGUGCUCUCAGUUCAUCCUCUGUGAAACACCAUUUUAGUUCUUCGUACUUAUUCCCAACAGGAAAAGCAUAAUAGGUCCCCUUUAAAGGAAAACUACAGAUUGACAUAAUUAAACUGUUGGAAGGACCAAAAACCUAAAGUUAAAAGCAUUAAACAUUUUUCCAGGACACAAAGUUAUGUGUGUUUAAACAAAAACACUGAAUCUGGUAUCCUGUGGUGUCGUUUUUACUUUGGCUUUACUCACAAACGGAGCACAUGUGACUCUUGGCCCUCCGGGGCAUUCAUACACGAUGUUUCCCCCGAUAGAGAUUUUUAAUGUUCACAAAGCUAUGAAAUGUCAGAAGGCAGUAGAGGUGAAAACACUUCUCUCUGAUCUGGUGUUAAAUACAACCAACGACUGACUCCCUGCCUCCCUGCCUGACUCACAGGCAGUCUGUUUGUUAUUCGUAUCUGUGUUGUUCUGCUCUAUUCUAAAAGAAACUGAAUGAUUUGUCAUUGUGUGUGUUUUAUAAUAAGGUAUCCUUUUUUUAUUUGAGUGCAAUGGGACCAUGUAGAGACUAUGUACGAUAGUAGCAUUGAGCAGGAUAAUCGAAAUCUGAAGACAUAUUUAUAGAUAAAUUGUGAGGAACACACAGGUGCGUCGAUAUACUGUGUUUAACAUUUAAUUACAACGAAACAAGGUAGUAGAUUUAGUCAAUACUUUGGGACUACAGUUAUAGGGUGUUUAAACACUUCUAAUAUCCCCUAUAUUUUAAAGGACAAUUAAAUUAUAUAAAAGAAUUAAAGGAACCUAAUUAAAAAGGGAGGAGACGAGCUUAAAAGACAUAGAUCUCUGCCUGGUUCCACUUUUUGGAUGGAUAGCAACUCCUAAGAUUUGUUAGUAUUAUUAUCUAUGGUGCUUGAGAUGCUUAUGAUCUAAAUGUUUGUACAAAUAUAAAUAUACGAAAGAGUCCAUUUCCCCCUGAAACACAAAACAACGCCUUUCAAAUGCUUCUUUUACACCGCUGUCAUCGUGUCUGUUGUUGUCGAGCAGAGAGCAUUAUGGGAGAGCGACUUGAGGGCAGUGGAAAUGAUGUCACCGUAUUGGUGUAAUUUGUCAAAAGCGUUGUAGUGCUGAUUUUUUUCUCCGCUAAGAGCAUGAAACCAGAAUGUGCUGUCGCUGAAACAGAAAAUACAGUUAAUUCAGUGAAGUUUUGAUCUUCACAUGGAUCUGAAUGAGGAAACGGCUAAUGAUUUCAUGUAGUGCACACUGGCAGGGAUAGCCAAGAGAUAAUCUAGUGAGAAAUUACCCCUGAGAGCAAGACGCUUUUGACAAACUUGAGAGGGUUUUUUUGUUUUUUAACAGCAUCUCUGAUCAUUUCCUGUUUUUACCCCCGUGUUCAUCGUGCAAGUCAUGAAUGAAAGUUUAUUUAUUUGAGUUGCUAAUUAAUGUUCUUAUUUAUGUACACCUCAUGAUCUUACAAAGUUACUAUGCAUUGAUGAAAAAGAAAAAUAACUGUACAUACUUUGCUGAGCCCACGUCAUAUAUAAAUAUAUAUACUGUGCACAUAUCAUAUAUGCCAUCAUUUUUAUUUUAGAUAUUUUUUUUGUUGUUGGUUUCAUUUGCUCCUGUUGUUCCUCUUGAGGAUUUCAAUGGGUUUGGUUCCCCAAACAUUCACAUGCAGAACAGGGAUGCUAGUUGAUUACAUGCAAAUCAGAAGCCUUCCAGUAUGAAGGCAGCUGUGUUGCUUUAAGAGAAAUGUCUGUGUCUUAUGAACUGCAGCCCUGUGUAAUUAGCAGCGAGUGUUUUGGGAAAUCUAACCUCUAAAUGAGCUAAUGGCUUGUAUUGAACUAUCCUUUUUAAGAUGCUAUGUGGGAGGUUUCUUCCUUGAUAUGUUACUGCCAAAUCUAAUGGGAUAUCCCUUUAUUAUUGUAAUAAUAAUCAAAAAUUGCUAGAAACUAUUACAGCUAAAAGAAUAGUGAAAGUGAGCUAAGCGGGGUGUUUUAAAUCAAGUUAUUCACAGAUUUCCAUCUGCAAAGUCACUCUGUAAGGCAAACAAAAGCAUCACAUGAUCUAUGGAAUAAACUGACAAAUAUGG
This is a messenger RNA of Pelmatolapia mariae (spotted tilapia), 10839 nucleotides long. RefSeq names its product kinesin family member 26Ba (gene kif26ba). Gene Ontology annotation, biological process: microtubule-based movement. Gene Ontology annotation, molecular function: microtubule binding; ATP binding; microtubule motor activity. The record is from RefSeq and is a predicted model, not a curated record. The transcript is spliced from 28 exons. Lineage: Eukaryota; Metazoa; Chordata; Actinopteri; Cichliformes; Cichlidae. The coding region runs from base 639 to 7475 and encodes 2278 amino acids.